Danio rerio (zebrafish) is the source of this 1057-nucleotide messenger RNA. RefSeq names its product prefoldin 5 (gene pfdn5). The record is from RefSeq and is marked provisional. NCBI's taxonomy places the organism in Eukaryota, Metazoa, Chordata, Actinopteri, Cypriniformes, Danionidae. Gene Ontology annotation, biological process: protein folding. Gene Ontology annotation, cellular component: prefoldin complex.
GUCAACAUGGCGGUGAAUCUCACUGAAUUGUCUCUUCCACAAUUAGAAGGCUUGAAAACUCAGCUUGAUCAGGAAACAGAGUUCCUGUCAUCGUCUAUAGCUCAGCUGAAAGUCGUCCAAACAAAAUAUGUGGAGGCCAAAGACAGUUUGAAUGUGCUUAACAAGAGCAAUGAAGGAAAAGAACUACUCGUCCCUCUCACCAGUUCUAUGUAUGUACCUGGAAAGCUGCAUGAUGUGGAUCAUGUGUUAGUGGAUGUGGGAACUGGUUAUUUUGUGGAGAAGAAUGUAGAGGACGGCAAAGAGUUCUUUAAACGCAAAAUCGACUUCCUUACUAAACAAAUUGAAAAGAUUCAGCCUGCUCUUCAAGAAAAAUAUGCCAUGAAACAAGCUGUUGUGGAAGUGAUGAAUAUGAAACUUCAGCAACUACACAGUCAACAGGCAUCACAGUCUGGCACCACCAAAGCCUAAAGACGGUUAAAAGAAGCAUGGCAGAAAAUAUAGAUCCCAAGCCUUCAACAUUCAGAUGGAUCCUUUCUGAUCUCUUGAAAUGGAGAACUGCUGCUCUGAUGUCAACAUGUUAUUCACAUCUCGUUGGGGGAGAAUAAAGUCCAGCACUUUGUCUACAUUAAACAAAUAUUCUUUUUUUCUGUGCCAUGUUUUUCUUCUCAUAUAUAGUGAACAAUUGGAGCAUUGGGCACGGCCGAUGGCUGUAUCCACAAAACCUCCCUUCAGUGGGAUUAAUGUCUUUGGAGGAGAUUUACUUUGUGGCACAAUGUAGCUUUGUGGUAAACACUUGGCAUGGAUUGUUUUAAAUGCAGCAAAUAUUUACACAUGAAACCUGUUAAAAAUGUUCUUGCUGGGCUAAAAGUGAGUGCACCCAAAUUCUCAAGCAAAAUAAUGAAAAAUUGAUUUCAAGAAUGGCUUGAUUUGUUGUCCCAAGCAGAUGCGUUACUGGUCAGUGUUACAGAGAGCAGCAACUUUAUGACUACUGUAAUAUGCUUAUGUACAAUUUUUCCACCCAUGCUAAAAAAUAAACAAUAAAAAUUGACAUUUAAAA